CUGUCCUCCCCUACCUAGUUAUGCCAUCUCCCCCGGAUGCCCGGCUGCCUGCCACGUACGCUUUGGAUCUGGGGCCGAGGGCGACGGUUCUGACUUCUCCUCAUUUGCUUGAGGACGUCGACUCGCAGAUGCCUUGUUUUACUUACCCCGAGGCUCGGCCGCGGCUGAGCGCCCUACCUGCCCUGUCACAAAAUGCCGAGGGAAAAAAAAGCUGCCACCAGAGGGUUCGUGUGUCACCCGUAUGUUGAUACCCCGAGCAUGUAGAGGAAGGUAAGCCGUCUUAUAAAACGCGAUUUGGCCGGAGGUUGGAAACUCGACAAGAGGGUUUCGGAGAGUAUCCUCUUUUCUCUCUCCUAUUUGCCUAUCAUAGAGUCAAUUUCUUUCUGCAACCAUGGUCAAGUCCGAGAGCAUUUUCUUUCAAGGCAUAGGCGCUUGGGGUGCCACCUUAGAGGAGAUUAGCGAUCUCCUUCGAGAGUCCUCCCUUGUUGACACUACGAUAAGUCUAACCAAUAGUGAACACGAGCUCUUCUUGUCGACUAUACCUUCAUUUCCAGUGCCUCCUUCUAGGCCAAUCGCUCAACAUCAACGGGUAAAGGAAUUAGAAAUCGGGGCCCCCGGAAUCUUGCUCACACUCACCCAGAACGCCCUCCCGGCUGUAGAACAAGCCUCGGCUCAACUAAUGAAUACGGUGUCCCCCUUGAAGAGAUAUUUGAGCAAUAUGGUGACAUACGAAUUGCUAUCCAUUGAUACGAGCUCUUCACUGCGAGACAAAUGCAGUAGAGAACGAUGGAGCGCAAUUGCGUCCGCCAUCUCAGCUGUGUCAUCGUUGGGCCACGGACCUCGCUCGACCGAGGGCGCGGGGUCGGCUGGUAUGGCAUCGGCGGACGGGCUGCGUGGGCUUCCCGGCGUUAUCGGGUCUCCGGAGUGGCUUGACGGCGCACCUACAGAGGAGCAGGUUGAGUACUUGCGUAACAUCACGAGGCUGAAGCGGCAUGUCCAGUCAGAGACGCACCCGCGAGAGUCGAGGCCACCCAAGGUCCGCAAGCGGGACGGUGACCGCUCGCGCUCGAGGAACGGACCGGGUUCGACGCGACAUGAUUGAGAGAGGACGCGUUCUGCGUGGUUUGGAUUCUCGGUUGCUCUCACCUCGUCAUACGUAGGCUGCUGCUGCACGACUUGAGUGGGAUUAUGCGCGUCGUGGCGCGGGGUCCGAAUAUUUUCUUGUGCUGGUCGUUUUUGAGAGGAAAUAUAAAAUGGUGUCCGCAACGUCGGAGGUUCGCCGGCAAUAUUAGUACUUAGGAUACGCGUGGUCGGGUAAGCACGGCGAGCCCCAAUAACCACAAUUACAGUCAUAAUCAAUCACGCAAAAAUGUAGACACAUUUGCAUUUCUUUUCUUGGAUACGGAUGCUGGAGAAAUCGUGAUCCUUUCGUCCUGAGCCGGAGUUACCAUAGGUAUCUCUAUUAUUAGGUAGUAUACUGAAUUGCUCAC
Molecule: messenger RNA, 1490 nt
Organism: Durotheca rogersii
Lineage: Eukaryota; Fungi; Ascomycota; Sordariomycetes; Xylariales; Xylariaceae
Exons: 3
Coding region: 392-1102 (236 amino acids)
Source: RefSeq, a predicted model, not a curated record